Catharus ustulatus (Swainson's thrush) is the source of this 2760-nucleotide messenger RNA. It is a transcript of the gene TBX4, whose product is annotated as T-box transcription factor 4. Gene Ontology annotation, cellular component: nucleus. Gene Ontology annotation, biological process: regulation of transcription by RNA polymerase II; angiogenesis; cell fate specification. The transcript has 8 exons. Lineage: Eukaryota; Metazoa; Chordata; Aves; Passeriformes; Turdidae. Bases 1 to 1614 code for a protein of 537 amino acids. Gene Ontology annotation, molecular function: DNA-binding transcription factor activity, RNA polymerase II-specific; RNA polymerase II cis-regulatory region sequence-specific DNA binding. The record is from RefSeq and is a predicted model, not a curated record.
AUGCUCCAGGAGAAAAGCCUGUCUGAAACCGAGGAAGGGUUUCCAACAGCCCCCGCUCCCGGCCAUGCGGACACCUCCGCCGGCUCCCCCGUCCUCGGCGUAGCCGGGGGGAGCAGCACGCCGCUCAGCAGCCCGCAGCUCCCCGACCCCGAGCAGACAAUAGAAAAUAUCAAAGUCUAUCUACAUGAGAAGGAGCUAUGGAAGAAAUUUCAUGAAGCUGGCACGGAAAUGAUAAUAACCAAAGCAGGCAGGAGGAUGUUUCCCAGUUACAAGGUCAAGGUGACUGGGAUGAACCCCAAGACCAAGUACAUUUUACUGAUCGACAUCGUCCCGGCCGACGACCACCGCUACAAAUUCUGUGACAACAAAUGGAUGGUGGCUGGGAAGGCUGAGCCAGCCAUGCCCGGCCGGCUGUACGUGCACCCCGACUCCCCGGCCACAGGAGCCCACUGGAUGAGGCAGCUGGUGUCCUUCCAGAAGCUCAAACUCACCAACAACCACCUGGAUCCCUUUGGACACAUCAUCCUUAAUUCAAUGCACAAGUACCAGCCCCGGCUGCACAUCGUGAAGGCGGACGAGAACAACGCCUUCGGCUCCAAGAACACGGCUUUCUGCACCCACGUCUUCCCAGAGACCUCCUUCAUCUCUGUCACCUCCUACCAGAACCACAAGAUCACCCAGCUGAAGAUUGAAAACAACCCCUUCGCCAAGGGCUUCCGGGGCAGCGACGACAGCGACCUGCGCGUGGCGCGGCUCCAGAGCAAAGAAUAUCCAGUAAUUUCCAAAAGCAUCAUGAGGCAGAGGUUGGUGUCCAGUCACGGGCAGCUGUCAGCAAAGCCAGAUGUGAACCCCCUCCAUGGGAAUCACCAGACCCUUCAGCAUUAUCAGUAUGAGAAUGGUGCUCACAUGCAGUUUGCAGCUUCGGAUACUCAAGAUCUGCCACUCAACACCUUCACAGCACAGAGAGAUUCAGGGCUCUUCUACCAUUGUCUAAAGAGAAGAGAAAGCGCUCGGCACCUGGACCUGCCCUGCAAACGCUCCUACCUGGACGCCUCGUCCUCGGUGGGGGACGAUCACUAUUUCCGCUCGCCGCCGCCCUACGAGCAGCAGAUGCUGAGCCCGUCCUACUGCGGCGAGGUGGCCCCGAGGGACGCGUGCAUGUACUCUGGCUCCGGCGCCGACAUCGCCGCCGUCUCGGCCGUGGACGAGCUGCCGCCGCCGCCGCCCCCGCUGAGCUGCAACAUGUGGACUUCAGUGGCACCUUACACCAGCUACAGCGUGCAGACCAUGGACACCGUUCCCUACCAGCCCUUCCCCGCUCACUUCCCCGCCGGGCCCAUGAUGCCGCGGCUGCCCAUGGCGGGGCAGGGCUCGCAGGCGCCGGGGCCGGGCCCGUUCAGCGUUUACAACCAGCUGGGGCAGCCCGCGGGCCGGGAGCGCGGCCCCGCCGCCGCCUUCCCCCGGGAGCGGGGACACCCGGCCGUGUGCGAGAGGAAAGCGCCCUCCCCUCACCUGAACGCGGCCAACGAGUUCCUGUACUCGCAGGGCUUCUCGCUGUCCCGGGAGUCGUCGCUGCAGUACCAUUCAGGGAUGGAGAGCUGGGCUGACGGGUGAGCCGCCUCCCUGCUCCGGGACCGUGCGCUCGCUGUUGAUACCUGUGGGUACCCUGCACUUCGGUGAGACACGUGUGCAUCAACAGAGGGAUUCGUGUGCAUCUUCAGGCACACAGAGAAUUCCACCUCCUGUCUCAGUGGGCUGGAUUCAUCAGGCUCUUAGUGACUCCCAAAUAAAUUCAUUCCCGUGUCUUCAUCCAGUAGAAACCAUCUCCAUGACUAACGCGUGCCGUAGCUAGUCAUGUUCUCUUUGCUUGUAACGUUAAACAUCCGUGAGCAAAUUUUGGCUAUUUGGGGAAAACACGAGCUUCACUUUUACGGUCCUUGGCUGGUGAAGCCACAACCUCCCCAAGCUCCCAAAGGAAAAAGCCAUUUGCGGGUCGCGUAGCUCGAGGACUGCCCUGGGCUCCGUGGGGAUUCCCGUUCCUCCGUGGGGAUUCCCUUUCCUCUACAGGGAUUCCCGUUCCUCCGCAGGGAUUCCCGUUCCUCCGCGGGGAUUCCUGUUCCUCCGCACGGAGCGAGGGCGCAGCGCGGGCGCGGGGCCGGGGGAGCGCGGGGGAGCCGCGGGCGCGGAGCAGAGGCAGCGAUGCACGAACGGCAGCGAUGCAGAAACGGCAGCGAUGCACGAACGGCAGCGAUGCAGAAACGGCAGCGAUGCAGAAACGGCAGCGAUGCACGAACGGCAGCGAUGCACACAUGGCUCUUCUUGCCCCGCCAACAAGGAAGCGAGCAAGGGAAGAGUUAAGUCCGAGGCCAAACAGCAAAUUAAUUGCAGCGUUAGGAGCAGACCCAGUGUCUUCAGACUCCCGUCCCUUGAUUGAAUCACAUUUGCUUAUUGCAAUAUAUUUAUGAAGUUUAAGCUUGAAAGUCGCUAAUACUUUCCAGAACCGAUUUCUGUAUUUGCUGGUCCUUGAUUUCUUUCGUAUUCAGCUGAAACGUGCCUUUUGUGCUAUGUUCUUUUCUUUCGCAGCUAACUCAGACAGAAUUGUUUCCAGCCUAAAGGAGGCCCAGAGGAAUAUUUUCCUAGUGGUGGGGUGGGGAGGGAAGAGCCCCCAUGACCUGUCAGGCUUUACAGUGUACAAAUAUUUGUAGAACAGGUAAAAUCUGUAACCAGUGUAUUCAUUGCUCCUUUUGUUGCUGUGGAAGU